CAAUUCUUCCAUCCAUUUCUCCUUUUUCUUGGACAUUUAAACCGCUUUUUCAUCUUCUUUUUUGCUUUUUUUUUUCUAAUUUUUUUCCUUAUCAUAAUUUAUCUCUUUCACAACAAAAACUGCAAUACGAGUUCAAAUUUUCAGAAUCAUGGCAUAUUCCCUUCUUCGAAAUCGUAAAGCUUCGGCUUUGGUCCUUUCUCGUGUUCUUCAAGGGAAUAUCAUUAACUUGAUGAAUUUGCAACUGGAGUUCAAAAUUGGAUAUGCUGCCAGUGUCAAUAUCACAAUAAGGAAAUACAGCAGUGGCUGUGGCACCAGAAAGUUUGAUUUUUUGGAUCUGACUUGUCCUCAUACGUGGUAUCCAAAUGCUCGGAGGAAGAAUCGCAAGAUUAUAUUGCAUGUAGGUCCAACAAACAGUGGUAAAACACACAAUGCUCUAAAGCAAUUGGAAUUAAGUACUUCAGGUAUAUAUUGUGGUCCAUUGAGAUUGUUGGCAUGGGAAGUUGCAAAACGGUUGAACAAGGCAAAAGUUUCUUGUGAUUUAAUAACAGGUCAGGAGAGAGAACAAGUUGAUGGUGCAAAGCACAAGGCGGUGACAGUUGAAAUGGCUGAUGUCAUCUCCACUUAUCAUUGUGCAGUCAUCGACGAGAUCCAGAUGAUAGGUUGUAAGACAAGGGGUUCUUCGUUUACCCGUGCUUUAUUGGGAAUUUCAGCUGAUGAAAUCCAUCUUUGUGGAGAUCCAGCUGCUGUUCCUCUUAUUCAGGAUAUUCUGAAAGAGACUGGGGAUGAUGUCCAGGUUCAUUCGUAUGACAGACUUUCACCCCUAGUUCCAUUGAAAGUUCCUCUUGGAUCCUUUUCUAAUAUAAAGACCGGGGACUGCAUUGUAACCUUUUCACGUCAUGAGAUAUAUAAAUUCAAAGUAACGGCCUUAAUCCAACGUCGUUGGCCGUCAGCAGCUGCAGCAAAGGAGGAAGCCGAAUCUAUGAAUGUGCCGCUCGGGGAACAACCAAACCUACGCCCAACCAUGACACCAGAAGGUUGUGCGACGGGCAGAAGAUCGAGCAACGUUCAGAAGAAGAUCUGCACGGCCAGAAGUGGAGGAGCUGUAAUGUUUUUGGCUCUGCGCGCGAAGAGACAACCAGAGAAGAGGAAUCAGAGACGGAUCUGCAAUGUCUGUCCUCGUUUGUGCACAAAACCAAAGCCGAAGAAGACGAACCAGCGUGGCGGCGGCCAGAUUGCGAGAAGCUCGAUCCGGGGCGUUUAUGGGUGA
Carica papaya (papaya) is the source of this 1267-nucleotide messenger RNA. The record is from RefSeq and is a predicted model, not a curated record. NCBI's taxonomy places the organism in Eukaryota, Viridiplantae, Streptophyta, Magnoliopsida, Brassicales, Caricaceae.